GAAAUCCGAGACUGAGAGUUGACUGAUUUUUGUGUCUGUUAAACAUUUUUACAGUGAUAAACAUUUUAUUGUUGUGUUUUAGUACACUCAAUAAAUAUUAACCGAAAGGAAAUUUUGAUUUGAAUUAGACAGGUUUAUACUUCAAUUUAAUGGUGAAUGCUCAAGGUUUGUUGGUACACAGUUUGUGCGUUUACGGUAUUGUCUCAAAAGCCGUGCGGGAUACUUUGAAGAUCGUACUUGCUAUUUGCAUUGUUUACGCAAAAGACGCCAUGGCUGCUAUACCACAAGGAGCAUUUGCUGCGUGCAAAAUUCGCGAGAAUAGAGAAUGUCUCGAGUUAACUCCAGUGAAGUAUAACAGUAAACUGAUGAAUAGCAUUUGGGGAAUGUACAAUCGUUAUUCUCCUUAUAACUUCAAGAAAAGUAAUGACACUGCAAUUGCACCUUUUGUUGCAGGUGACCAGAAAUUUUCUUCUGGUUUGCCUGCAAAUGCUAUGGACAAGAAGUCCGUAGCACCAAAGGGAGGACUCUCCCAACCAAAUGGCCCUACCUGGGACAUAGGCCUUCCCCAUACAUGUACUUACUAGAUAUUAAUCACAUAUAUAUCACUAGUAUGCAUUAUUAAAUGAUAUAUCUAUCAAACAAUUAUUUACUCCAA
Messenger RNA from Ctenocephalides felis (cat flea), 655 nucleotides. RefSeq lists its product as uncharacterized. The record is from RefSeq and is a predicted model, not a curated record. The transcript is spliced from 4 exons. The coding region runs from base 150 to 584 and encodes 144 amino acids. Lineage: Eukaryota; Metazoa; Arthropoda; Insecta; Siphonaptera; Pulicidae.